This is a messenger RNA of Felis catus (domestic cat), 1047 nucleotides long. It is a transcript of the gene CEBPD, whose product is annotated as CCAAT enhancer binding protein delta. Gene Ontology annotation, biological process: regulation of transcription by RNA polymerase II; DNA-templated transcription; regulation of cell differentiation. The record is from RefSeq and is a predicted model, not a curated record. Bases 91 to 912 code for a protein of 273 amino acids. Gene Ontology annotation, molecular function: DNA-binding transcription factor activity, RNA polymerase II-specific; RNA polymerase II cis-regulatory region sequence-specific DNA binding. Lineage: Eukaryota; Metazoa; Chordata; Mammalia; Carnivora; Felidae. The transcript has a single exon.
UGCGCGUCAGCUCGAGCUAGAAAAGGCGGCGGGGCCCGGCCCAGCGAGGUGACAGCCGCGCUCGGACACGGAGGCCGGCCCGACGCCGCCAUGAGCGCCGCGCUCUUCAGCCUGGACGGCCCGGCGCGCGGCGCGCCCUGGCCCGCGGAGCCCGCGCCCUUUUACGAGCCGGGCCGGGCGGGCAAGCCAGGCCGCGGGAGCGAGCCGGGGAGCCUGGGCGAGCCGGGCGCCGUAGCCCCCGCCAUGUACGACGACGAGAGCGCCAUCGACUUCAGCGCCUACAUCGACUCCAUGGCCGCCGUGCCCACCCUAGAGCUGUGCCACGACGAGCUCUUCGCCGACCUCUUCAACAGCAACCACAAGGCGGGCGCGGCGGGUGCCGCCGCGGGAGCCCUGGAGCUGCUGCCCGGCGGCCUCGCGCGCCCCCACGGCCCGGGCACCGCCGCCCCGCGUCCGCUCAAGCGCGAGCCCGACUGGGGCGACGGCGACGCGCCCGGCUCGCUGCUGCCGGCGCAGGUGGCCGCGUGCGCGCAGACGGUGGUGAGCCUGGCGGCCGCGGCGCAGCCCACGCCGCCCACGUCGCCCGAGCCGCCGCGCGGCAGCCCCGGACCGAGCCCCGCCCCGGGCCCGGCGCGGGAGAAGAGCGCGGGCAAGAGGGGUCCGGACCGCGGCAGCCCGGAGUACCGGCAGCGGCGCGAGCGCAACAACAUCGCCGUGCGCAAGAGCCGCGACAAGGCCAAGCGGCGCAACCAGGAGAUGCAGCAGAAGCUGGUGGAGCUGUCGGCCGAAAACGAGAAACUGCACCAGCGCGUGGAGCAGCUCACGCGGGACCUGGCCGGCCUCCGGCAGUUCUUCAAGCAGCUGCCCAGCCCGCCCUUCCUGCCGGCCGCCGGGGCCGCCGACUGCCGGUAACGCGCGGCCCGGGGUGGGGGGGGCGGGAGAGACUCACCAACGACCGAUACCUCAGACCCGACGGGCCCGGGAGCGGAGCGCGCCCCGCCCGGACGCCGCGAGAGCCGCUGGGCGCCGGCCGCAGUGUCUUUGGGA